UUCACACAAGCCGCGUCCCCACCCAACCCCCGUGUCUCUCGGGGUCCAUAAAUUCCCGUCCCAAGAGUUGGGGAAGUUUGAAUUUGCGCUUCCGUUCCCCAGCGCCGUUCUGGUUCUCCUUCAGAGGAACAAGUGGAGACAUGCCGCCGCGUAAGAGCCUGUUUGCGCCCUUCAUCACUGCAACUGCGGAGGGCGGGGUCGGCCCCGCGGCCCCCGUGGACCUCAGCGGGGACAUCCACGCCCUGCUGCAGCGGACCCGAGCGCAGGAGCAGGCCGAGGCGGCGCGCUCCAGAGACAGCCGUGACUUCCGCGAGGCGUCCCCGUGCGCCAUCGUGGAGCUCCGGCUGGGCCCCGCGCUGCACUACCUGCAGCCGGACAGGUGCGCCCUGGAGCGGGCGCAGAGGCGGCGGCGCCUGGCCGCCAACGCCCGGGAGAGGAGAAGAAUGCUCGGACUGAACGUGGCGUUCGACCGGCUGCGGAGCGUCAUCCCGAACCUGGAGAGCGAGAAGAAGCUGUCCAAAUCGGAGACUCUGCAGAUGGCGCAGAUUUACAUCAGCACCCUGACUGAGCUGCUGCAGGACGAGACCGGGACCUGCGGGCCGUCGGAACCGAACAGAGCUGAACCUGAGGGUGAGGUUCGGAACGCGGAGAGGAGCAGAUAACCGGAACGCGUGAUAGAAACCGAGGGACACUAAAAGACUCACAUUUUCUUUCUUUUUUUUU
This is a messenger RNA of Poeciliopsis prolifica (blackstripe livebearer), 723 nucleotides long. It is a transcript of the gene atoh1c, whose product is annotated as atonal bHLH transcription factor 1c. Bases 141 to 662 code for a protein of 173 amino acids. The transcript has a single exon. Gene Ontology annotation, molecular function: protein dimerization activity. Lineage: Eukaryota; Metazoa; Chordata; Actinopteri; Cyprinodontiformes; Poeciliidae. The record is from RefSeq and is a predicted model, not a curated record.